Messenger RNA from Symbiodinium sp. CCMP2592, 5070 nucleotides. The record is from the annotation of a GenBank genome assembly. NCBI's taxonomy places the organism in Eukaryota, Dinophyceae, Suessiales, Symbiodiniaceae.
GUUGCCCUCAGUGAAGCCGGAGCCGAACAUGCUUUGAUCCUAGAGCAGUUCCAUCGCAUGCCUUCGGUGGGGUUGUUGGUCGCCGAAGAACACAGUGAUCGGAUUGCCAUCACCUACGACUCUUCCGCGUCCUUGCCAACCUAUGCACUGGCCCUGCGGCGUGCCUUUUGUAGGCAAGACUACGACUUGGCUGCUAACAUCCUGGAGCGUCGACCCUUCCUGAUCGAGGAGGCGGAGUAUAUAGUAUGGGGUGACGACGGGCUUCCUCUUGUUUGGGCGGCUAAAAGACGGGAAGUCGGUGCUAUUUCUACGCUGCUACAGGCGCGGGCAUCUCCUAACAUGACGACGCCCGGCCACGCCGCCCCGCUUCUGCUCGCGGCUCGGCAUGGGGGAAUUGGAUCGGUCGCUCUACUUCUCCUGGCUCGAGCAGAUGUCAAUCACGUCGAUGCCGACGGCCUCUCCGCGCUGAGCAUAGGGGCGGCGCUCCGCUCCCCCCCUUUGGUCUCGCUCCUGUUGGAGUUCCGCGCUCAUCUGAGCACGCGGCCGGAGGUUCUUUUGCCGCUAUUGAACAGCACGUUCCAGCGCGAUGGCCUCGGCCACGACCAUUGUGAAACGUCGGUUCUGCUGCUGCGCGCAGCCGGCGGCGUUGGGCAUUCCGACGUGGUCCACAAGGUAAUUUCGGAACUCGUUCCGCGACUCCUGGCCGAGGGCAAUUGGUCCGCCAUCUUCGUGGUUCACUGCUGGGCGCGCAGUCAUUCUGAAAGAAAUCCUACGACGAGAAAUGAGAUCGUGCAUGUAGGUUGGAGGAAGAACUUCAUUCCACGGCAGGGAACCGUUUUGCUUGCAUUCGACAAGAACGAUUUGCCAGCCUUCUCAGGGAAACACCGGUUCGAUCUUGUCGACGGGGAUCGGUACUUUCCUUUCGUCUUGCGGAGCUGCUUUGGCAGGUUGGAGGAAGAAGUUCAUCUCACGGCGCCGGCCCUUCUUUCUCGGCAGGGAAGCGUUUUGCAUGCAUUCGACAAGAACGAUGUGCCAGCCUUCUCAGGGAAACACCGGUUCGAUCCUGUCGACGGGGAUCGGUACUUUCCUUUCGUCUUGCGGAGCUGCUUUGGCAGGCAGCAGGGCGAGACUUCUGCAGGGUCUCGGCUCUCUAGCCAGACCAAGCCGAAAUUUGCACUUCAUGUACAUCUUCGGGUAGUCGUGGCGCGGCCAGUCGCCAUGGCUUUGCACGGGACAUCAGAAAUACACGUUGCCGAGCAUCCCAGCGACCUGUGUGUCGCUUUGCUGGAGGGUCUGCCCAACUGGCUCGAGGCAGCUCCCAUGCUGGUUUUGGGGAGAGACCCUGCCGGGAUCGGUGUGCCGGAAUUGAAGCGCGAUCUAGGGCGCGCUUUCGGCAUCGCUCCCGUAUUUCUGCAGCUGCGGGAGACUCGACGCGAUAUCGGCGAAGGGGCGAAUUGCCCGCUCCUUUGGCAUGUGCGCUUCGUGCGGCCAGCGCUGCUUCCCUUCCAAUGGGUCCUUACCGUCAACGUCUAUCUGACGCGCGGGGACGAGAUCGAGGCCUUGGCAGUGCUUAUGCAUGACGAGGUGCCGGACUUGGCAGACGACAUCUGGGACCAGACGUUCUCGACUAUCCGACGUCAGCACUUUAAACUUAUCAUCAUGCUGAUCCUGCGAGGCCGCCUCGCCGUUGAUCAUCGGCUAUCGGCGGAAGAUGCUUCCUUCUGGCGCGCUCCGCUCCUCUCACUAACUGCGGCAGGGCCUCGAUGCCAUUUCGAAGCGCUUUUGGCACUGCGGGCAGACGUAAACAAACCCGACAGUCGUGGUCAUACCCCGCUGGUUUAUGCGGUCUUGGCAAACUCACACGCUCGCACUACGCUGCUCCUGCGGGCAGGUGCCAUGGUCGCGCCGGGCACGGGAUACUGCCCGCUCCUGUUGUCCGUGGCCAAGAGGCAGCGUCAAAUGGUGCAUAUCCUGCUACAUGCGAGGGCGUGCCCCUAUCGGCGCUCUUCAGCAGGCAGCCUUCGCGGACUUUCUCCGCACGGUCUGGCGUACCAAUGGGAUGACUCAGAGACCAUGCGGGCUUUUCGAAUCCACGGGCACCAUGCCGCCGGCCCGCACCCGGCGAUCCUGCCCGUGUCUUUUUCCUUGAGCGGAAACGAAGUUGCCCUGAGUGAAGUCGGAGCCGAACAUGCCUCCGUGCUACAGCUGUGCCAUCGCAUGCCAACGGACGGCUUGCCGUCGAUCAUGAUCUCCCGCCGGAAGAUUUCUGUUCCUGCCGUGCUCCUCUUCUUUCGAUGGCCGCGAACCGGCCUCGCGGUUGCCCUCAGUGAAGCCGGAGCCGAACAUGCUUUGAUCCUAGAGCAGUUCCAUCGCAUGCCUUCGGUGGGGUUGUUGGUCGCCGAAGAACACAGUGAUCGGAUUGCCAUCACCUACGACUCUUCCGCGUCCUUGCCAACCUAUGCACUGGCCCUGCGGCGUGCCUUUUGUAGGCAAGACUACGACUUGGCUGCUAACAUCCUGGAGCGUCGACCCUUCCUGAUCGAGGAGGCGGAGUAUAUAGUAUGGGGUGACGACGGGCUUCCUCUUGUUUGGGCGGCUAAAAGACGGGAAGUCGGUGCUAUUUCUACGCUGCUACAGGCGCGGGCAUCUCCUAACAUGACGACGCCCGGCCACGCCGCCCCGCUUCUGCUCGCGGCUCGGCAUGGGGGAAUUGGAUCGGUCGCUCUACUUCUCCUGGCUCGAGCAGAUGUCAAUCACGUCGAUGCCGACGGCCUCUCCGCGCUGAGCAUAGGGGCGGCGCUCCGCUCCCCCCCUUUGGUCUCGCUCCUGUUGGAGUUCCGCGCUCAUCUGAGCACGCGGCCGGAGGUUCUUUUGCCGCUAUUGAACAGCACGUUCCAGCGCGAUGGCCUCGGCCACGACCAUUGUGAAACGUCGGUUCUGCUGCUGCGCGCAGCCGGCGGCGUUGGGCAUUCCGACGUGGUCCACAAGGUAAUUUCGGAACUCGUUCCGCGACUCCUGGCCGAGGGCAAUUGGUCCGCCAUCUUCGUGGUUCACUGCUGGGCGCGCAGUCAUUCUGAAAGAAAUCCUACGACGAGAAAUGAGAUCGUGCAUGUAGGUUGGAGGAAGAACUUCAUUCCACGGCAGGGAACCGUUUUGCUUGCAUUCGACAAGAACGAUUUGCCAGCCUUCUCAGGGAAACACCGGUUCGAUCUUGUCGACGGGGAUCGGUACUUUCCUUUCGUCUUGCGGAGCUGCUUUGGCAGGUUGGAGGAAGAAGUUCAUCUCACGGCGCCGGCCCUUCUUUCUCGGUCUUUUCAUCUCUCGGAGGUCCUUGCCCGAUUGCGGGAGACGGACGUUGCCCGUUGCGACGGAGAGCUGAUUGGACAGGCAGGGAAGCGUUUUGCAUGCAUUCGACAAGAACGAUGUGCCAGCCUUCUCAGGGAAACACCGGUGUCUCGGCUUUUUGCCCAGGCCAAGGCGAGGCUACCUAGGAACCGAAAGGCAAGUCUUUCUCUCAUUCCGCCUGGUCUGCCCAACUGGCUCGAGGCAGCUCCCAUGCUGGUUUUGGGGAGAGACCCUGCCGGGAUCGGUGUGCCGGAAUUGAAGCGCGAUCUAGGGCGCGCUUUCGGCAUCGCUCCCGUAUUUCUGCAGCUGCGGGAGACUCGACGCGAUAUCGGCGAAGGGGCGAAUUGCCCGCUCUUUUGGCAUGUGCGCUUCGUGCGGCCAGCGCUGCUUCCCUUCCAAUGGGUCCUUACCGUCAACGUCUAUCUGACGCGCGGGGACGAGAUCGAGGCCUUGGCAGUGCUUAUGCAUGACGAGGUGCCGGACUUGGCAGACGACAUCUGGGACCAGACGUUCUCGACUAUCCGACGUCAGCACUUUAAACUUAUCAUCAUGCUGAUCCUGCGAGGCCGCCUCGCCGUUGAUCAUCGGCUAUCGGCGGAAGAUGCUUCCUUCUGGCGCGCUCCGCUCCUCUCACUAACUGCGGCAGGGCCUCGAUGCCAUUUCGAAGCGCUUUUGGCACUGCGGGCAGACGUAAACAAACCCGACAGUCGUGGUCAUACCCCGCUGGUUUAUGCGGUCUUGGCAAACUCACACGCUCGCACUACGCUGCUCCUGCGGGCAGGUGCCAUGGUCGCGCCGGGCACGGGAUACUGCCCGCUCCUGUUGUCCGUGGCCAAGAGGCAGCGUCAAAUGGUGCAUAUCCUGCUACAUGCGAGGGCGUGCCCCUAUCGGCGCUCUUCAGCAGGCAGCCUUCGCGGACUUUCUCCGCACGGUCUGGCGUACCAAUGGGAUGACUCAGAGACCAUGCGGGCUUUUCGAAUCCACGGGCACCAUGCCGCCGGCCCGCACCCGGCGAUCCUGCCCGUGUCUUUUUCCUUGAGCGGAAACGAAGUUGCCCUGAGUGAAGUCGGAGCCGAACAUGCCUCCGUGCUACAGCUGUGCCAUCGCAUGCCAACGGUGGGGUUAUCUGCCGAAGAACACAGUGAUCGGGUUGCCAUCACUUACAACUCAUCCGUGUGCCCGCGGGCCCACGCAUCGGCCUUGCGGUGUGCCCUCAGUGGGGGCGACCAUGACUUGGCAGCCAACAUCCUCGAGCGUCGUCCUGACCUGAUCCAGAUGUCGGAUUAUCGAGCGUGGGGUUUUAACAACCUUCCUCUUUUGUGGGCGGUCGAGCACGGGGAAGCUGGUGCUGUUUGUACGCUACUACAGGCACGGGCAUCUCCGAACGUGACGCGCGGGUCUGCUGCCCCGCUUCUUAUUGCGGCUCGACAGGGAGAUCUUUCGUUGGCCGCCAUGCUUCUCCUAGCACGAGCAGAUGUGAAUCUUGUCAGUGCCGACGGCCGCUCCGCGCUGAGCAUAGGGGCAUCCUUCCGCAAUCUUCCUCUGGUCUCGCUUCUCUUGGAGUUCCGUGCUCAUGUCAGCCCACGCCCCGAGGUUCUCUCGGCGUUCAUGGCUGAUGGCAACUGGAAAGCGAUCUUCGCGAUUCAGUGCUGGGCGCAGUCGCAGUUAGGUCUCCAACCGAAGGUUGGCUCCGACCGUUGCUUUGCCCUGGCUUCGGGGUCCUAG